CACACGUCAUAGUUCAAAAGAAAACAAAAUGGCUGACUCCACAGUGAAUGAUGCUGCCGAUGGCAGUCUUGUAAUGAGAAUAUUUUCAGAACUGUUCGGAAGCCCUUUGAAUUUGGCUCUCCUAGGAGUUUGUGGUUUCCUUAUUUACAAAAUUAUUGCAAGUAGGAGGUCAACAGACACCCUCCCGCCUAAAGAACCCGAACUACCGCCACUGAAAAAGCAAGACUUCACCCUCGAACAGUUGAGAGAAUUCGACGGGAAGGGUAACGAUGGACGUGUUCUCAUUGCAGUUAAUGGCAAAGUGUUUGAUGUCACCAAGGGAAAGCGUUUCUAUGGACCUGGUGGACCUUACGGCUUGUUUGCCGGCCAUGAUGCUUCGAGAGCCUUAGCCACCUUCUCACUGGGUGAGGACGCUCUGAAGAAUGAGUAUGAUGACCUCAGUGACUUGAACAGCCUUCAGAUGGAAAGUGUCAGGGAAUGGGAGAUGCAGUUUCAAGAGAAGUACGUGUAUGUUGGGAAACUGUUGAAGCCUGGAGAACAGCCCACAGAGUACAGUGACACAGAAGACGAAGAGAAAACAGAGACUGAUAAGAAAGCAGACUGAGGAUUCCACAUUGGUUAUUAUAUCAAGAUUUUCAUGUUGUUAGCCUUUCAGAUUGAAUGGAGCUGUGUGUCGAAUAACAAGAGUACUUGAUUUCAUCUGAUGAGAGUGUUUGUGUGUGUUUGAGCGAAUCUCUUGCCUUUGAUGGUCUCCAUCAGACCUUUCAUGUAGAUAAUAUGCUUUCUGUUUUCCCCUUCAAAAGUGUUACUCAGUAUGGGAUGAAUUGGCAGACAUAAGGUCCUGAGUUAGAUACCUUUUCUAUACUAUUUUCGUUUUGAGAGGACGAUUUUCAAUACUUUUUUUUUUUAUACAAGCCAUAAAAUUAACUUCCAUUUGAAUAAUAUGUCUGCUUUUCUAUUUGUUCUUUGUGGAAUAGAUGACAUGUCUAAAUGUUCAAUACCCAGUUAGGCUGAAACAAAACUAUUGCUCAAAUAAAAGAAAAGAAUAUGAUAAUAGACAAGCAACCUGUAUUUUUCAUGCAGCCGCAUUGUACUUCUCCUUGAUUUCACAGAGUAUAAUGAGAUUUUUUGUGCUGGCGAGUUUGGGUUUUGUGAAGAUGUUUCCUUUGGUUUUGUGCUAUUAGCAUAUGUGACUUCAGUGAAGUCUGUUCUUGUCUAAUGUGUUCCAAUGAGUGCCGCACGUAGGGACAAAAAGUUUUACUUUCCACUUGCUUUUGUAGUGUAACAGCUCAACUCUUUGCUGUUGCACAAAGAAGAGUUUGAUUUGCUAAUGGGGAGUUUAAAAAAAGUUAUCGAGUAUCUCCGUAUACUGGGAUGCUGUAUCCCACUUCUUGAUUAUAGGUCCCAACAGGCAGAGUCAUGAGCAGCCUGCCUCUUAAAUGUCUAAGAGGACAUGAAACAUUUACAAUUACAGUACAAAAUACUCCUUUCCCUAGUUGCAGAACAAAGUUUUGGCAGUUUGUGUUAAUUUAAGCCAUUGAUUUGCUUUUAUAUAUAACAUGUGUAUCCUCUGAGAAAUUUUUCGUUACAUUGUUCACAGAACUGUUUAAACUAUUGUGCUUGAAGUACAUGUCAUUGGUGGUUGCGACUUAUUGCUUGCCUAUGAACUGCCUUUUCACCCCCUGGGUAAAUCUCAAUACUUCUUUUUUUUUUUUGAAUGGUAAAAAGUUCAUGGUUCAAAGUCAAAGUAGCUAAAGAGAAACAUGACCCAACAGGACAAGUUUCCUUUUUCUAUAAAUAGGACGGCAAAGUGUUUCAGAAUAACUAGAAUCUUUUUUCAAAAAACUUUAUGCAGCUUAUUGUUUUGUAUGGCUUUGUGUUCCCUCAGAUUUCAUUUUGUUAUUCCAUAAGUGUUUUAUAUUUAUCAGAAAUAGGCAUUUGUUCAAGGAUGUGCAUGAGUAUCAUGUGUUGGCAAUGUUAAUCGACUAUGUUUGAAAGUGGUCUCCUUUAUUGCCGAUUUACAGAGCUGAAAUUUUCAUCGGAGUGCUUCCUGUUGUGGCAAGUCAUGAAGUCUUAUAUAUAUAUGAGUACCUACCAUGAAAAGAUAUUUUGAAUACUUGUUAUUAUGAUAAAUUCCUGAUUGCAUUUUUUUUUUCAAAAUGCUGUUAUUUUCUGUACAUCGGUAUAUAUUUCCUUCUGUGCAGAGAAUGUACAUGUCAGAGUAUUUCUCUUUAUUGUUCUUUAUUUAUUUGUAUAAAGCGCUCACAGAAUGUAUGUUGGGAUAAGAGUCUUUGUUUUUGUUCUAUAAAUUUGCAUACUUUUAUAGAACUUUAGAAAAAGACAAUAUAGCUGAGACAAAUCAUUUCUUUUUAUUUUGUUUUACAAAUUUGCAUCCCUUUAUGGAAUUUUAGAAAUUGCAAAUAUAUAAUAGUGCAGUUAAUCUUGCUGCUGCUGCGGAGUCCUUUCUUCUUUCCCCACUUUUAGAAAUUAGUAUGUGCUAAUUGAGCUUGUUAUAGAUUGUUACAAUACCCUCCAAUAAAUAUCUCCACACAGUAGCCUACCCGGCCAUCAUGUCCACCCCAGGAAGGUCUGCUGUCUUGCUUCUGAUUAGUCUUGUCUCAAACAGGGCUGCAUAAUACAAAUUUAUAAUACAGUAAUACAGGUGAAUGUCUUUGUCCUUUCCUCCACAGGAUUCUCAAUUACGCAGUUUCCCCUGUACGUAGAUGAUGUAUUAUUUCUAAUACUUGUUUCACGUGCUUUGUCGGAUUGUGCCUCAAGAGUCAUUCCUGCCUCCUCUGGGUUUUUUUUAAACAUUACUUGAUAGUGGGGAUUUUUCCGGAGCAAUUCUUUUAAAUAGUCAAGGGGGGGGGCUGCUUUUUUUUCCCGAAAAGGAAAAAAUGUGAAAUUGAGAAUAGGGUCUCUUGUGAAUCAAUAACAUUAUUUAAUGGAAAAAUUUGUAGGGAAUACUGGGACCUCAGUUUCCGGGCGGGGAAAUAUUUAUCUGGUGUCUUCGUUUGUCUACUGGGGUUUGUAUCCGACUCAACCUGAGCUGGCCCUGACAGCCAUAGUUGCAAGUAGCCUGCAUCCUAAAUGAUCUAAAUUGUGUUGAUAGGGAUUAAAAAAUUAAUAGUUACAAGUGCUACUACUAAUUUGUCAUAUCUCUAUAUCUCAUGUGCGCUAUAUGAUUAUCAGUGCAUGACCUGUGCAACUCUUUUUAUAUUUUUGAGGCCAUGCAUUUUUUCAGAAUCAAGCUGCGUCGCUGCUGAGACACAGCACAGACUUUUGGUGUACUGUACCAAGCUUGUACAAAAGUUUCCCUGUAUCUUAACAUAUAUAUUUAUGAUAAUGAUGAUAUGAUGUACCUUCGGAUGCAAAGUUCAUGUAGGCCAUAUACAUCCGUUUAAGGUUGAAUUUCAUUGCAAAUUGUAGUGGCAUACUUACAGAAAUACUGCUCCUGCUGAGAUGUGUUUAAAAUUCUGGCACUUGGUAAUAUAUAUUGAGGAUGGAAAGUAUGCUACUUGAAAUCAUGAUUCAUCAAAAUUCACACCUGUGCUUUUGGUUAUUGACAAGGUAGUUGUAGUGCUUUGCAUGGUUUGCUAUUUCUAGUAAUAAUACAGUACCCAGCUUUUUUCUGAAACCAGGAGGCAUUAGAUUACAGUUACAGUGUUCAUUGUGCUUUUGUCAUGGGAGAUGUAACAUGUGUAUCAAGGAAAUGAUGCCCAUUGGUCAAAGGGAUGCGUUCUUAAUGGAUCAGAUCGGGUUGAGAAAUGGCAUUGGCCAGUGCUGAUAUAACUCAGUAUGUCAGUUAGACCUCUGCUUUUCUUACUCGUAUUGGACCUAGGUGUCUAUUAGGACAUAUUGCAUUCCUUCCAUACAAAAGGUUUGAUCCACAAUGUCAUGUGAUGUGUAGUAGCGUGCUGAUCGGCUGUUGGCUACGAUUUUCAUUGAAUAGACCCGACUGUGACUUACAAAAUCAAACUGUCAAAUUGUGCAGUAAUGUAGCUGUAGCCCUUUAUUGAAGGAGAAUCUAGUGACCCUCAAAUGUAUCAAACCAUAUCAAACAGGGAUUUGACAAAACUUUCUGCAGUGUACACUGGUUACUAUUAGUAUCACGGAAGAUAUAACGUACCUUACAUAUUAUGCACCAUGGAUCUACUUCCCUCCGAUUUGUUUUGGGGAGAACGCACUGCUUUUGUUACAAUGACAUGGUCAAGAGGCUCUGUACUGUAGUGCUAUAUAUAGUUCUUUGUUGUUUUGUAACAGAUCAAAGUACUGAUCACUGAUAUGUCAGCUGUUGGUGUCCAGGGCGUAGUAUAGAUGUAGCAUGUUCAAAGUCCAAAGUAUAGAAUCAAUGGACUUCUGCCUUCCCCAUUUUAUUAAAUUUAUGUGUAGUGGAGUGAUUUAUCAAAAAAUGUCGUGCUGUUUCAUGAUGCAGGUAUGAAUGUUGACAUUUUGAUUUUGAAAAUUUUUGGUCGAUUUUGUAGUUUUUGAAUACUGUUGUCUAUUGUCAGGACUAUGACUGUGAGUCUGUCAACUGUCAGUGAACUCUUAGAAAAGAGUUUCUGGUAUUUGGCUUUGGAAGUGACCCAUUUGGGACUAUAAAAAUCGAUGGACUAGUAUAUUUUCAAGUCAGAUCAUAAAGGCUACUUGGUUUACCUAUUGAGAUUGAGAUUUUCUCUUCCAUUCCCCCCCCCCCCCCCCCCCCCCCAGCCUAAGCCUUCAAGAAAUGCUUGAGCACAGAAAGGUAGAAAGGUAAAGGUCCUGCUCAGGUUGAUCAGGUUAAAACUUGCAAGAGUUGAAGCCUUGUCUUGUGUUUCUAGGCACAACUGUUGCAUCUGUUGAGUUCUUUACUUCGGUCACUUUACUUUUCUGAUCAAUAUAUGUCUAUUAUCAUUUGUUAUUGAAAUUUAUCCAGUUGCCAAAUUUUAGCUCUGUGGUGAACUGAAGCAAAAUUGGAAUUAUGUCAGUUUUAUUUUUCUAAAAUUUUUAUGCUGUGACUUUCAAUUUCAAUUAAUAAAAAUUUCUUCACGCCUUAUUGUUAUAACCCAUUGGGAUUAAUCUGGCCCGCAAAAUCGACAGGUCUCAUUAACUUAUGGUGCUAGACAACAGUGAUGUUGGAGGCUCACCUCUGAUAUUAUUUUGUCUCUAACAGAAGAAAAGCCGGGUUUUUUCAUCAGUGGUGGAAGAAAAAGGAAGUUAUCGUUGGAUGUGAAAGAUAUGCAGUGUGUGCUUGUGUGUACGUACCCAAGGAGAGGAGAUUGUGCCCAUAAAAGUCUUUGGAGGAAACUCAGAACUCUGGUGCUGAUGACCGAGAUUCGAGUCCAAAAUGGGGUGUUCUUGAUUUUGGGCAAUUCUGGAGUUUUCUGAUUUCUCCACCUAUUUGGCUUGGUCCUAUGGGAGAUGGAGUUCAAUUCGGAGGUCUGGCCUCUUGAUUAAUCUUAAUGCUCAAAGGGGCAUUACACCAUUCAAUCGCCAAUUUAACUCGGUAUUUCAAUUGGCAUAAUGUCUGGCCAUUGGCCAAUAUGGAGGACUGUGGGACGGAAAGAUCUGUCUGUAGUAGUCUCACAUUUGCUAAAUUUAUCAAGGGGAAAUAAUAAGUGAGGUCCGCUCUGAUUUUCGUGCAAGACGUACAGUACUCCUGUGGCGUUGUAAAAAGUGCUUCAUUUCAUCAGCUUUUUUCUUUUGUUGUUGUUGCUUUCAGUUGCAUAUAUAUGCAGACAUGCUAGAAAUGUUUCAUCAUAAGAGUUUUUUGUUGAGGAUUGUCUGAUUUAUUGGCUCUGCACAGCUAUUUUUUAUAUGGUGCUCUUGUGACAAUAGAGAAGUGUAGUAUGGUAAACACUAAGAGAUACUAAAAGAAACCUUUGAAAUAUUGUUAUUGUCGGAUUUCACAUAUAAUCAGUAUUUUCCAGCAGUGUUCCUUUGCAGAACUGAUCAAAAUGAAAAGGAGUUGGCAAAUUAUUUUGAUUAUUGAGUAUGAUGUUUUGUUUUUGUUUCAAUUUUGAUUCUACAGAAUAACAAGAGUGAAGAAGAAAUGAAGAAUAAUCAUGUGAAUCUGUCAUUUAUUGGAGAUGUUCUCUUUUUGUAACAGUGACAAUAAACAUUUGACUAUGUGCACUGUGA
Aplysia californica (California sea hare) is the source of this 6120-nucleotide messenger RNA. Its product is annotated as membrane-associated progesterone receptor component 1. Gene Ontology annotation, cellular component: membrane; endomembrane system. NCBI's taxonomy places the organism in Eukaryota, Metazoa, Mollusca, Gastropoda, Aplysiida, Aplysiidae. The transcript has 3 exons. The record is from RefSeq and is a predicted model, not a curated record. The coding region runs from base 29 to 604 and encodes 191 amino acids.